UAUUGAUGUCUGAAGGUCAUAUUCUAUGUGGCGGCUUUUGUUCGUCUAGGUCCAGCGCGUCCUUUAGUCUGGUAUCUAUUUGGGACAUCUGUAUACCUUCAUAUAAUGUUCGUGUUAAACAAUGGUAGUUCUCUACCUUCAUUGAAUCUUUUAACUAUGACCACUGUGAUUGAGGCGAACGGACCUGUUUACAAUGGACCUGGAGCCAGUAAACCAAGUUCUCCAUUUGUACUAUGCAAUCUCGAGUUAUCUCAGCGUGCUGCUAUAGAGAAAGCUAAGAAAUAUGCAAUGGAACAAAGUAUUCGCUCUGUGCUUUUACGACAGACACAAUCUCAACAAUCCCUUCAGUUGAAUAAUAUUAAGAAGAAUCAAACCGUUGCACUUUUAAAUCGUGUCUAUGUUGGUUCGAUAGCAUAUGAUGUGAAAGAAGACAGUCUAAAGCAAGUUUUCUCUCCAUUUGGUCCGAUCAAGUCCGUAAAUUUAAGUUGGGAUCCUUCCACUCAAAAGCACAAGGGAUUUGCAUUUUUGGAGUUCGAAUAUCCAGAAGCAGCCCAGUUAGCUAUUGAUCAGAUGAACGGAGCUAGUUUUGGAGGAAGACAGCUUAAAGUGGGAAGACCAAGCAACUUAACGAAUGCUGAACCUGUGAUAAAUGAUCUAAUUAACGAAAAUAACCUUCACAACCGUAUAUAUGUUGCUGGCAUACAUCUGGAUCUUACUGAAGAUGACGUUUCGUUAGUGUUUGAGGCUUUUGGAAAGAUAGUGUUUUGCAAACUUCAACCUGAUCCAAUAAGACCAACACGUCAUAGGGGAUUUGGUUACAUAGAAUACGAAUCAACACAGAGCGCAGCUGAUGCAGUUGGCAGUAUGAACCAGUUCAAUCUUGGCGGUCAACUUCUGCGUGUAUGCAAAGCCAUAUCACCUCCGGAUGGCAUUUCAAACGCUAAUGCUUCUAAUCUCCCACCAGCAGCAGCUGUGGCUGCGGCUUCAGCUACUGCUAAAGUUUUAUCAAUGGAGACUGAACAGCUUCCUGUCAAUUCUUAUUCUAAACAACCUGAAACAACCACUAAUGUAGUGCUGAAUGCCGUUCCCAGUACAGUAACACCUCAGCCUACCAGUCUUAAUAAUAAUUCCCUACCUAUAUGUUCUCCUGUACCGGUCUCAACGACUGGCCAAUCGCCUCUUGAUCAACCUUCAUUAAAUGGUAAAUUCAUCUUUUGUUCUGCUCUAACUAGGUAGAUGAUUUCUAAAUUCUUUUUCCCUUUUUCUUUUUUAGUGUAAAAAUUCACUUUAGACUACAUACAGGUAUAGAUCUAAUGGUAUAUGUAUGUGUGUAGAAUAUGUAUUUUGUUUUUCACAGAGUUAGCACCAGCUGUAAUUUAUGUGUUUUGCUUGAAUUGCAACUUGAAAUGGGUUGUCAUGCAUAAAUAAAGACUGGUUUUCAGCUGGUGGAUAAAUGAUUGCAUAGGAUGUCUCCUUUUCCUUAUAUUAACUUCUGUAAUGAUUACAUUCAGUAUGAACGGCAUAUCUAAAGUCUGCAAACUACUCGUCAACCUUUUUGUAUGUAGUAUCAUUUGAAAAGUGAUCUUUUUCACUGGGUAAGUUCUGUUGACUAUAAGUAUGCUGUCAACCAUUAGAGUGUGUGUUCACUGUACUCAUAUAUGGAAUAGUACAUGAUAAGAUAAGAAUUCAAGCACCGUAAUCCUAUUCAUCAGUGUGUUGAAAAUAAUAGGCUUGACAAAUCCACUGUAAUAUAUCCUUUUGUUUGUUAUCGUUCACAUAGUUGUCAGUGUUAAGUCAAACUUGUGAGUGUAUUUAUCUCUCCGGAAUGUCGGUCAUUCUGCUAUGUGGACUUAUUUCGAUGCAUAAUGCUUUAUACUUGUGUUUAACGUAGUCUAACAGAAAAAAAAUAACCGAUUGAGUCCCCAGCUGUGGAUGACGUAUCUUACUGGGAUAACCCAAGUGUUGUCUGAUGCCUAGACAUAUGAUUGUUUAUCUCAACCAGGAAUAAUAGUAAUUAUUGGUGUACGACUGUCUAAUGUAAGCCCACUUUCAUAUCGAAAAGGUACAUUCGAUAGGAUGUGGAAUUUAUAAAUGAGAAAGCAACUCACUACUCUAUUUGGACCAUCACCUGGAUCCUUCAAUUUGAAUGAAAAGUGUAACCCUGAGGAAAUUAUUAUUAUUAUUAUUGUUCCCUUGGGUUCCUAGUGGAACAUAGGGCUUCAACUGCACGCCUCCACUUGCUUCUGUCUUGUGCUGUACUUUUCACUUGCAUCCAUGUUAAUCCAUACUGUUUCAGUUCCUCAUCACACGAUUUCCUCCAUGUCACCCUUGGACGUCCCACUCGCCGCUUUCCUUUCGGGUUCCACUCGAGGGCCUGACGCGCGAUGUCACCCAACGGCCUCCUCAGCGAGUGUCCAAUCCAUCUCCACUUUCUCCUGCAUAUUUGUUGGGCGAUUGGUUCCUGUUUUGUUUGUUCCCAUAGUUUCUUGUUUGUGAUUCUUUCCGGCCAUCUAAUCUUCAGUAUAGAGCAAAGACAGUUGUUGAUAAAGGUCUGCAACCUGUUGAAAAUAUUCUUGGUGACCCACCAAGUUUCUGAUCCGUAUAGAAGAACUGACUUGACGUUUGUAUUGAAAAUCCGAAUUUUGUUGUUGAUGCUGAGUGACGAAGAUUUCCAGAUUGGUUUCAGGUUGAUGAAUGUGUUUCUCGCCUUCCCGAUCCUCGAUUUGACAUCCUCGUCCGUUCCUCCUGUAGUUGAGACAAUGCUCCCUAGAUAAGUGAAUGAAGUAACCUCUUUCAAAUCCCUCCCGUUGAUGGUGAUUGGCACUGGAUGUUGCUGCUUCUGUUGUUGUUG
Molecule: messenger RNA, 2851 nt
Organism: Trichobilharzia szidati
Lineage: Eukaryota; Metazoa; Platyhelminthes; Trematoda; Strigeidida; Schistosomatidae
Source: the annotation of a GenBank genome assembly